Messenger RNA from Lactuca virosa, 1564 nucleotides. NCBI's taxonomy places the organism in Eukaryota, Viridiplantae, Streptophyta, Magnoliopsida, Asterales, Asteraceae. The record is from the annotation of a GenBank genome assembly.
CCUGUGGACCUAACCCGCAUAUUGUACUUUGUGCAUUUUCCUUGUAUCGUCGUUACCUCCCUUUUCAAUUUCCACAAUCUUCUUCCUUCUUUAUGAUUCGUAGAUUAAAUGCAAUAGUCUAUGAAUUCAACACUACUCCUAGAAUCUUCGUCCUGAUCCUAAAGCAUUAUUCCUUCGUCUCUGUGUAUUAUUAUAAAUUGUGAUCAAUGCAGGCAACAAUAACGACGUGAAAUAAAAAUUCACAAAUACAAAGCAAGUAAUCGCAAUUACCACAGCUGAAUUUGGUUUUGCGUUGAUCGAGUUUGAAAUAAAUCAGGGGGGAAAUGGGAGAGAAAAUGGUGAAGUAUGGAAUCAUCGGUGUAGGAAUGAUGGGGAGAGAGCAUCUCUGUAAUCUGUACCAUCUCCGGAGCGAAGGCGUCGCCGUCGUUUGUGUCGCCGAUCCAAACCUCGCAUCUCAACAGAUUUCGACGAAAUUUGCCGAGUCCUUUGGCUGGCCACUCAAGGUAUUUUCAGGACAUAAAGAACUUCUAGAGAGUGGUCUAUGUGAUGUUUUAGUUGUUUCAACUCCAAACAUGACUCAUUAUGAAAUCUUGAUGGACAUUCUCAACCACCCAAAAAGUCAUCAUGUACUAGUUGAGAAGCCCUUGUGCACAACUGUACAAGACUGUAGACAGGUGAUAGAAGCUGCAAAAAAGAGACCAGAUAUGUUGGUGCAAGUUGGAUUGGAGUACAGAUACAUGCCACCUGUAGCUAAAUUGAUGGAUAUUGUUAAUGGUGGAAGAUUGGGAAAUAUUAGAAUGGUUUCCAUUAGGGAACAUCGGUUUCCGUUUUUAGUUAAGGUGGAUAACUGGAAUAGAUUUAAUUGUAACAGUGGAGGUACUAUGGUUGAAAAAUGCUGCCAUUUUUUUGAUCUUAUGAGGCUGUUUGUGGGUGCAAAUCCAGUUCGUGUAAUGGCUUCUGGAGCCAUUGAUGUUAAUCAUAAAGAUGAAGUCUAUGAUGGGAAGGUGCCUGAUAUUAUCGAUAAUGCAUAUGUUAUUGUUGAAUUUGAUAAUGGGGCAAGAGGGAUGCUUGAUCUUUGUAUGUUUGCAGAAGGAAGUAAAAACCAACAAGAAAUUUCAGUUGUUGGUGAAAUAGGAAAGGGUGAGGCCUUUGUUCCCGAAAAUCUUGUUCGAUAUGGUCUACGAGUUGAAGGUAGAGAAGGUGUAAGAACCAUGAGAGUUGAAGAUGAUCGAAUCAAAUAUGAUGGGUUGCACCAUGGUUCGAGUUACUUGGAACACUUGAACUUUUUGGCUACGGUCAAGACCGAAGGGAAGAAAACUGUGGCGGUUGAUCUGCAUGACGGGUUGAUUGCGGUGGCUAUUGGUGUUGCAGCACAACUUUCUAUUGAGUUGGGAAGAUUUGUGAGUAUUAAGGAAGUUAUGACAUGAUAAUUUGAUAUUGAUUUAUUUGAUUAUUUAUUGUCAAAAGAACAAUGGGAGCUCCAAAAAUUAUCAUGUGCAUGCUACUCAAAAGAAAUGGCAUGUAUUUUGAUCAAUUUAAUUAAAAUCAUGUUCGUUGUGGUUGU